Molecule: messenger RNA, 867 nt
Organism: Symsagittifera roscoffensis
Lineage: Eukaryota; Metazoa; Xenacoelomorpha; Acoela; Convolutidae
Exons: 2
Coding region: 37-867 (276 amino acids)
Source: RefSeq, a predicted model, not a curated record
GAUCAACAUUAAUUUACCUUUACAAUUAUUAUUAAUAUGAAGGAUCCUCAAACUGAAGUCGUCUUCUCGCAUGCUGUCAAAUCAUUGCAAAUAAGAAGCGCCGGUUCUCUGAAACGGUGUGCUUUCGAUAGCAAAGUGGCAGCAACCAAAGUAGACAGAAAACGAUUCUUCAACUGUACUGAAAGUCCAGAACAUGGAAACUGGAAGAAAACGCUUGCCAAAAGUUAUAGUGCGCCCAGUUUUUGUAGUGAAGAUCAAAUCCAAGAAGAACAGACGACUCUAAUAGCGAUCUUAGACAAAAUCAUAAGCGACAAAUUGAAAGCAGGUACGCCCAUCCUCACCAAUGUGAUCACCAGGAAAAACAUGAUUUACAUCAAGGCAGAGAAGGUCAAGUUACUUCAACAGUUUGCGGAACACAAAAACAUAAAAGGGAACAAAGAGCUUGCGGCAUUAAAAGUUCGUCCUGUUAAUCUGAAGGUUCCCAAGAAGCAAACAGGUGCUGGUUGUGGACAAGCUGUGAAGCAUGAUCAAAGAGACGUUUUCAUCAAUUGCGUAGUGGUUGUGAAGGUGUUUCUGAAUGGUACUGGAGAUCAAACUGACAAGUCUGUGUCUGUGUGUGUCUCAGUUGUGAACAGAGAUGGCGACAGACAGAAGGUUCAAGAAGGUCAGAAGCUAGUUGUCUCAAUCUAUCUGAAAGAUCCCAAUAAGAAAGAGGUUUACAGACGAGACUUCAAAAUGGACUUUUCUCCUGCGCUGGAGAAGAUGGAAAAAGGAUUGUUUAGUUUCAUAUCAAAGGAAGGGUUUGGGAAAUACGUCAAAAAUGGUGCUGCUCAAUUUGGUGUAUCGAUCACAUUCGGAUCAGGGUAA